Molecule: messenger RNA, 5192 nt
Organism: Heterotrigona itama
Lineage: Eukaryota; Metazoa; Arthropoda; Insecta; Hymenoptera; Apidae
Source: the annotation of a GenBank genome assembly
AUGAGCCAAGAGGAUCAAGAAAAGAGUAUGGAUAAGAAAGAGAUCGCGGAGGAGGAGAGAGAGAAAAUGUUGAACGCUGAAAACACAAAACACACAGUGGCAUCGACCGCACCAGACGCGGAGACCGAAGACCAGAAACCUAAAAAGAAAAUUCCAAUUGGCGGUAUUAAGAUGCCCGGCUUCUGUCGUACAAAGAGCAAAGAACUUUGCAAAGAAGACGAUGGUAAACCGACCGAUGCUGGAGAAGGCGAUACGACGACGGAGAAACCUGUUAAAGAAAUUGAUCAAUGUGCUUCGUCGGAGAGAACAAGCACGCCGAAUAAAGACGCGAAGGAGAAAGAAGGCCGCAAGGGGAUCCUCGGCGCCAUAAAGUUGCCCUUAGUUUCUGUUUUCCCUAGAAAGAAGAACAAGGAAGGCGAGGUGGAAUUAGGGGCUACCGGGGCUGCUGGAUUGGCGAGUGUCGAAACGCUCGACGAUGUUGAGAAGAACCCGAUUGGCAACGAAGACGGUAUGGAGACCGUGCGACUCGACGGAGAUGCCGCAGACGGCAUCGAGUCUCCUAAGCAGCAUUUCCUCGUAGCUUGUAUAUCCGCCUCCAGACGAUAUUUAUUCGCGCUAGUGACAGUACUAUGUAUCUUGGUGUCAGUCGUGAUCAUCAUCUCCAUCAUUUGCAUCAGCCCAAGGAAGAAUGUCUCGCAGCUGGUGAAGGAUGGUAGCUUCGUCAAGGCAGUGACUUCCUGCGGGCCGGUGCAAGGUGUGUCGGAGGAUGGUGCGUUCGCGUUCCGCGGGAUCCCGUAUGCAGUUCCGCCGAUAGAAAACCGCCGUUGGCAGCCAGCGGAACCGCUGAGGAAGAUCGAGUACUGUUGGACGAACACGUAUCAGGCGCACAACUCGUCGAAAGUCUGUUGGCAACGAGAAGCCUCCGGGAAAAUUAUCGGCAGCGAAGACUGCUUGUAUCUAGACGUUUUCACACCUGAAGUCAGAUAUGACUCGCCUUUACCGGUAGUCGUGAUGAUCGGCGCUGAAACACUUAACGGUGGAUCUCCGGGCGUGAUGCAGCCUUCUGCAAAACUCGCUCGUGUCCGUGACAUGGUAUUUGUUAGACCGAACUUUCGGCUAGGGAUUUUCGGUUUCUUGGCUGCGGAGCCGCUCUCGAGAGCUUCGCAUCCACUUACGUCCGGGAAUUACGGACUGUCGGACAUUAUAGCGGCACUUCACUGGGUUCAGCUCAACAUCGAGAACUUUGGCGGUAAUAAAUCGGCCGUAACACUGUGGGGCCAUCGGGCAGGAGGGACUCUGGUCACAACUUUGGUCCGCAUCCGGCGGACGAAAGAUCUCUUCCAAAGAGUAUGGAUCUCCAGCGGUAGCGCGAUAUUCCCUGGAAGGGAGUUGGAAAUUUCCGAGACGCUGAGCGAGAUGUUUCUCAACUCGACGAGAUGCAACGACGCCGCCUGUUUGCGAAGCAAGAGCGCCGAGGAGGUCAUGGACUCGGUGCCCGAGACUUGGCAUUUGGGUAAUGUCGGCCUGCCCGAAACCAGGGAAGCAACGACGAGAGACAGAAGGCACGAGUGGCUGGUGCUCGAUCGUGCCAUACUUCAGGAACCUGUGGGCCAAAUUUGGGCAAGGGAUGAAUUCCAGGUGAAAAUCGUGAUGGGCACGACUGCCCAUGCAGGAGCCCCUCUCAAGUAUCUUACCUCUAACGCUACAUUCAACUCUACGCAAGUGGAGAAAAUCGUGAAGGAGUCCCUAUUAGGUACAUCGGGUUUAGCAGACGAAGCUCUCAAACGUUACAACACAACGUUGAAAGGUUUGCUGAGCAUGAUCUCGGACAUUCGUGUGAUAUGUCCAUUAUUGACAGUGGCCAGAAUGAAGACCAAUAUUCCAUUUUACGUAGCGACGCAACCACGUGGCCAGUUCGCAGAUCCUGACUGCGAUGCCGCAGCGAUACUUGGAUCGUAUGCUGCUCGCACGCCCGCUGAGAAGAGACACGUGUCUGCAAUGCAGCAACUUUUCAAUCACUAUGUCUGGCAUGGUGAGGUAGCUCAGGCAGAUCCCCAUGGCGUGAAACGAGUGUUAAUCGUUGGGCAAGACACGCUUCCUGACCGUGAUUAUCCCAACUGCGACUUUUGGAUAAGAGAAGAUAUAGUCCCCUAGAAUAAGGUUUCCUUCUUGUAUCGCACUUGACUACUCCUACAUUGUGGAAUGUGUGGUAUAGGUUGACAAAAAGAAAAGGUGCUGGAUAAUCCAAAUGGAUAACAAAAGCCCAUUAUGGCCCAGCAUCUGCAAACACAACAUCAACACGAAUUUCUACCACUAUGCGAUGUAUUAUUCAACAUAAUCUCUCUUGCAUCGUAUUUCUGCGACGUUGUCUUCGACUUUGCAAUGGUAUAUGCUCUUGCUCAACAUUCUAUAGCACCUCCGGUUCUAUUUCCUCUAAGCAUUGUUCUUAUAGCAACUUCGUUGAUCAUUUCUCAGAUUAUUAGCAUAAGAUGGUAUUUAUGGGGAGCCAGAGGCAAACUAACGGGUAACUCUAUAACAGACUGCAAUAUUAAUGGAAAGAAAGAAAAUGAAAAUUGGACGAUAUGGUGUGUUUUGUUGCUUCAUUCGACUCAAGUCGGAGUAUUGUGGAGAUACUUCAAAUUAUUCAUCCCAGUUAAUUUAACUUAUGUUAAACAUGAGGUGAGAGAACUUUGCGUACUACGCCUUAUUCAUGCAUUCUGUGAAGCUGCACCAAUGUUACUUCUACAGUUGUAUCUAUUGUCGAUUGGAGUCAAUAAUGAUUCAAACACUGACGUUGGAAAAACGAAGGAAACCGACAGUAGAGACGGUGAUAAGUUAGCAAAAUUAACUGCAGUGUCUGCUGGUCUAUCUUUGUGGAGCGUGUGCUGGGCAGUGGCUAGUUUUAGCAAAGGUGCAGCACGUCUUCGUAAUUUAGAACGUUUGGUAUUGACAUGGCUAGGUGUGCUGGCACAACUAGCAUGGCGUUUAGGAACUGUAAGCGCUAGAGUAGGAGUAUUGGUAGCUUAUGCUUCACUCUACGGUGGACAGUGGUUAUUAAUUGUCAUGGCUCUCCAUUGGUUGUCAAUGUUGAUGUGGCUGUUACUCACUCCAGAUGGUCUUUUUCAUGGUGGAGAGCAUUUACCUAUUUUAAGAAAAACGUCCUUAGCUUCUCUCCUUGCGUUUGUUUACAUAUUUGCAUACGUAAAUUUGCACGAAACGAAUCAUCGUCAGAAGAUGGUAAUUUUUUACACGGUAAUGUUUUUAGAAAAUAGUCUGCUCAUUGGUGUUUGGAUAGUUGGUGUCAACAGAACAGAUCUUCUCCCGCACCAGCAUCAUCCAAACCCUGUAACUUUAGUACUUACAUUGUUAGCUUUAUUUUUCGGUGGUAUGUUUUUCAUGGGACUUUAUUACAGNNCAAAUAGAAUAUACGGAAGAUAAGAAGUUAAAUAUGAACGUAGGAAUGAGAAGAGUCAAAUUGAGUAAUGGUGGAAUACCGGGAGUAUUUAAUUGCCGUUUUGCCAAUCCAGCUGUAGUAAAUCCGAAUCGCAAGAAGAAAAAACCGACAACGUUCGUACCUCCGCCACCACCGCAGUCUCAAACUGGCACUGUCACAACCCCAAUGAAUACGGUGACUGAGUCGAAACAGUGGCUUGGUGUAAAUAGUAAUUCACGUCAAUUAAUACCGUUUUGGAAGAAAUCUCUAAAUUCCGGCAUACUACAGAAUGAUCAUUCAAACGAAGAAAAAACUAGAACAGACGCUGCGACUACUGGCUCUCUGAGUGUGAAUUUAAUAAGAGAGAAACUCCAAGAGAAGAAACAACAGCAAUUAAGAGAAUUAAGAGCAAUUCAGGAAGAGAUAAAAGAAGGGAAAUUAUUUCCUCCGCCGUCAGCUUCAGCAUCCUCAUUCUCAUCAUCACCUGCAUCUAAUCAACAGCCACCGCCUAAUACGAAGUUACAUACUUCUCCUAGUUCUCCCUUAUUCACGUCUGAACCAUCGGUGGGUGAUCAGAGUGGAGGAGUAACCUUAUCUUCGUGGCCACCAGUGAAAAUGCACUGUCUUUUACCUCCGCCACCAUCGUCCUCGUAUUAUCCAAACGUUCAUCCUUCAAAUUCAUGGAGGACAACGCAAAGAGAAAGAGCGGAUACUCCGGAAAUUUUGCUUGCACCACGCUGUCUUCCUCAUCAUUAUUCUCACUGGACACCGUCUUCUCAUGUCAAUUAUCGUCAAAACGGCGGAGAAGAAAGUUCUAAAGGCGAGGGUGACGUAGAAGGAGAACUUAGCGAUAUGGAAGGCAGUCAGAUAUCACUGCCUCGAAGCUAUACUCUGCCACGUGAAUUUAAGUAUCAUCAUCCAAAUAACACUGCCAGAGAGCGACGUGUAGGAAAUAAUAAAGUUCCAGCUUCACGUUUUUAUUUACCUUCUACCAACAGUUCUGACGGAGAUGUAGAUAGUGCGGACAAUGAAGAAGAAACAGAUUCUGAAGUACAUUAUCGUAUGAAAAAUAAUCAUGGGUGCAACAAUCACAACGAAACGCAGCUACAGCAGCAACAACGGUUUGCUUUUGAAGAUAAUAACAAAAACGAAUUCUUAAAUUCAGAUUCUGCAGCGACUGUUAUAAUGGCUGGAAAUUAUUUAAAUAAUUCUCAAGGGCUACUUCGACCAAGUCAAUUAUUUCGAAACAGGGUUAAACACGAAACGAAGCUUUGAAGCUUCUGUCAUUAUCGAUGUAGUAUUUUAAAAAUUGUAUAAUAGCUAAUUGAAGAUUUAAAACAAAAAGACUGUACAUGAGAUCUAUUUUUAUAAAAUUACUCAUUUCUUACACGCGAAUUUUCUAAUAUUUUUAUGAUGUUAACAUUCCUAAGGGUUAAAUAUUAACCGUAAUAUUUGUACAUAAAACAGGGAUGACGUAGACUUAUUUUGAUAAUAUUGCAUUUGUUCCUUGUAAAUAAUGAUACAACUAAUGAAUUUAAAGCACAUUGAACAAUUAGAUAUUUAUUUUUACGAUUCAACUAUAUACGACUUGAAAAAUUUUAAUAUUUUAAUGCAACAUACAAAUUCUUUUCUAAUAAAUUAAUUAAUUCUCUUAUUUGUAUUUUGAAUGAAAAUACAUAUGUAAUUUAAAAUCCAUAUAGUAUUAAUUACUUUACAUAUACAUUACUUUGGAGGGAUGAAUUAUGUAAACAAAUAAAAU